CACCGGGAUAUGUCACAAACUGUCAAAGGCAAUGCGAAGAAAAAAGACGGAAAAUGUGAAAAGUGCGUGAAAAAGUAGAAAAAGAGCUGGAAAAGUUGAUUUUGUGAGUGUUUGGGGUGUGAAAAAUGGAAGGGGAUAAAUUCCUGAUGGCGGCUGGCGUCACAGCAGCCGUUGUUGUGGGUGCAUUUGUGUUUUGGGGCCCCUCAGGAGCAUCACGCCUGCGCCAGCGUCGAGGUCAAAUAGCCGGUCUGCAUAACUUUGGCAGGACGUGCUUCCUCAAUGCCCUGCUGCAGGCCCUUUCCGCCUGUCCCCAAUUCAUCGGCUGGCUCCAACUGUCCAAUGCCAACGACAAGAAGAGCCUGGUAUCUAGUCUCUUGAGCACCCUGGAGGUGAUCAAUGGUACCCAUCCCUCUCUCAGGGGCGAUCCCCAUUCUCCGGGAUCUGUCAUUAGAGCCCUCACGGCUCUGGGCUGGGUGAUUCCUCCGGAUGAGCAUGAUGUGCAUGAGCUGCUGCAUGUGAUGCUGUCAUCCCUGGAGGAGGAAAUGGUGAAGCCAAAGAAAGUUGGUUGUCUGUCUGAUGCUCUGGGUCAGCAGCUCCAUGUGGACAUCCCCCAGGCCAGACCUUCCAGUGCCAUGCUGUCUGACUUUGACAAUCCCGAAUACAACGAGAUGGCCAAUCUCAUGCGCCAUACUCGCUCUGAAGCCCAUACUCCCGAUUCCCCACAUUCCACUUGCACAGACAUCGAUGACUCUGCCGACACAUCCCUCCUGGACGAGCAGCUGGCAUCUCCAUCAAUGAACUACAGAAUGACUCGAGUGGGCAGCAGUGCCCACGAGGGUGCCCUAGGUGGGAGUCUCAGCAAACGGAUCUCAAUGUCCUAUCGCUCUCUGGACCGUCUCAAUCGUGGUCCGGGUCGAGUGUCCGUGUGGAGCGAUAGGACGAGCAUUCAGGUGCCACAUCCCUUCCGGGGAGCCCUGAGCAGUCAGAUGACCUGCUCUGGCUGUGGCUUCAAGUCCGUGGUGAGGUAUGAUAAAUUCGACAGUGUCACACUGCCCCUGCCCGAAGUGAGGAAUCCUGGGCUGAGCCUGGGGCAUCUUCUGUCGGAAUUUAUAGCUCCGGAGACUCUCAAUGACGUCACCUGUGAAUCCUGCAACGAGACGACUGUUCACACGAAGACACUGACCUUUGCCAAGCUUCCGGCUUGUCUCUGUGUCCACAUUUCCAGGUGCACGUGGCUGCAGUUGGGUGGGCAGGUGUCCAAGAGGCAGGAUUACGUACACUUUCCGGAAAGUCUCUCAAUGGCUCCGUACAGUUUUGUUCAGCCGGGAUUGAGCAGUCAAAUGAGCACUCCAUGGGGUUCCACUCUUUCUCUCCUCUCCAGCAGCUUUCCCACCGGCGGCGGAGAUACUCCCACCGCCUCCUCCACUCCCUACAACUUUGGCUCCAUGUUCCCGCGGAAUCUCUACAGGCUGCUGGCCGUGGUUGUGCAUUCGGGAGAGGCCAACAGUGGACACUACGUCACGUACAGAAGGGGAGCUCUCCGGAAUGCCCACAAAUGGUACUUCACGUCGGACACGGUGGUCCGGGAGGUGUCCAUCGAUGAAGUUCUCAGUGUUCCAGCUUACUUGCUAUUCUAUGAUCGUGGACCUCAAAAGUCAUGUCACUAGAUCUCUCAAAAGGCAUUUCCUCUCAGAAAUUUUUGCAUUUUCACACAAAAAAAACUACACUAAAUUGUUUGUUUUGAAGGAAGCGGCAUGUCGGCAGCGUCCCGGAAGGGACAGGAAGUGAUACAACGGCAUGGGCUUCAGAUAAAUUGCGUAGGAUUGGAGUUAGAGGUAACAUUUAGAUGGCAUUCUCAAUGUAAUUGUGUCAUGUGUAGCCAUUUAAUUGGAAAGAAUAAAAAAUUUAUUUUAGAAUUUA
Molecule: messenger RNA, 1920 nt
Organism: Phlebotomus papatasi
Lineage: Eukaryota; Metazoa; Arthropoda; Insecta; Diptera; Psychodidae
Gene: Usp30
Product: ubiquitin carboxyl-terminal hydrolase 30 homolog
Exons: 3
Coding region: 126-1667 (513 amino acids)
Biological process (GO): protein deubiquitination
Cellular component (GO): nucleus; cytosol
Molecular function (GO): cysteine-type endopeptidase activity; cysteine-type deubiquitinase activity
Source: RefSeq, a predicted model, not a curated record